Messenger RNA from Pseudophryne corroboree (corroboree frog), 3027 nucleotides. It is a transcript of the gene EEF2, whose product is annotated as eukaryotic translation elongation factor 2. NCBI's taxonomy places the organism in Eukaryota, Metazoa, Chordata, Amphibia, Anura, Myobatrachidae. The transcript is spliced from 15 exons. Gene Ontology annotation, molecular function: GTP binding; translation elongation factor activity; GTPase activity. Gene Ontology annotation, cellular component: ribonucleoprotein complex; cytosol. The record is from RefSeq and is a predicted model, not a curated record. Bases 107 to 2683 code for a protein of 858 amino acids. Gene Ontology annotation, biological process: translational elongation.
AAGCGUCCUGCUGACGUCAGCUUUCUCUUCCGCCUGUUUGUCUGCUGUGAGGCAGGCAGUCCGCUCCGGCUUCAUCCCGUGAAAGAAUCCGUCGCCAUCCGCGAAAAUGGUGAACUUCACGGUAGACCAGAUACGUGCCAUCAUGGACAAAAAGGCGAACAUCCGUAAUAUGUCUGUCAUAGCCCACGUGGAUCAUGGAAAGUCCACUUUGACAGAUUCGUUGGUGUGCAAGGCUGGCAUUAUUGCCUCUGCCCGUGCUGGUGAGACACGGUUUACUGAUACUCGUAAGGAUGAACAAGAGCGAUGCAUCACCAUCAAAUCUACUGCCAUAUCCCUGUUCUAUGAACUGUCUGAGAAUGACUUGGCUUUCAUCAAGCAAAGUAAAGAUGGCUCUGGCUUUCUCAUCAAUCUGAUUGACUCACCAGGCCAUGUUGACUUCUCCUCUGAGGUCACAGCUGCUCUUCGUGUUACUGAUGGAGCGCUUGUUGUUGUGGAUUGUGUGUCUGGGGUGUGCGUACAAACGGAAACUGUGCUUCGUCAGGCUAUUGCGGAGCGUAUCCGCCCUGUCUUAAUGAUGAACAAGAUGGACCGUGCACUUCUGGAGCUACAACUAGUACCAGAAGAGUUGUUUAAUACAUUCCAACGUAUUGUGGAGAAUGUUAACGUAAUCAUCUCCACCUAUGGUGAAGGAGAGACUGGCCCCAUGGGAAACAUCAUGAUUGACCCUGUUCUUGGAACUGUUGGCUUUGGCUCUGGACUGCAUGGCUGGGCUUUCACCCUGAAGCAGUUUGCCGAGAUGUAUGUGGCAAAGUUUGCUGCAAAGGGAGAGGCUCAGUUGGCACCAGUAGAGCGGGCAAAGAAAGUGGAAGACAUGAUGAAAAAGCUGUGGGGUGAUAGGUAUUUUGACCCAUCUAAUGGAAAAUUCAGCAAAUCUGCAACAAAUGCUGAAGGCAAGAAACUUCCAAGAACCUUCAGUCAACUCAUUCUGGACCCCAUAUUCAAAGUUUUUGAUGCCAUCAUGAACUUCAAGAAGGAUGAGACUGCUAAAUUGAUAGAAAAACUGGACAUUAAGCUAGACAAUGAGGAUAAAGACAAAGAGGGCAAGCAAUUGCUAAAGGCUGUCAUGAGACGCUGGUUGCCUGCUGGUGAGGCACUUCUGCAGAUGAUAACCAUCCACUUGCCUUCACCUGUGACAGCCCAAAGGUACCGCUGUGAGCUCUUAUAUGAGGGGCCUCCUGAUGAUGAAGCUGCCAUGGGUGUCAAGAACUGUGAUCCCAAAGGACCCCUGAUGAUGUACAUCUCUAAAAUGGUGCCCACAACAGAUAAGGGCAGAUUCUAUGCCUUUGGGCGCGUGUUCUCUGGUGUUGUUUCUACUGGCCUUAAAGUUAGGAUUAUGGGACCAAACUAUACACCAGGAAAGAAGGAGGACCUGUACCUGAAGCCCAUUCAGAGAACUAUUCUGAUGAUGGGACGGUAUGUGGAGCCAAUUGAGGAUGUACCCUGUGGCAACAUUGUUGGUCUAGUGGGAGUGGACCAGUAUUUGGUGAAGACUGGAACAAUCAGCACUUUUGAACAUGCACACAACAUGCGUGUCAUGAAGUUCAGUGUGAGCCCUGUUGUUCGUGUUGCUGUAGAAGCAAAGAACCCUGCUGACCUGCCAAAAUUGGUUGAAGGUCUGAAGCGUCUUGCUAAAUCUGACCCUAUGGUACAGUGCAUCAUUGAAGAGUCCGGAGAACACAUCAUUGCAGGAGCUGGAGAACUACACUUGGAAAUCUGUCUGAAAGAUCUGGAAGAGGAUCAUGCUUGCAUUCCAAUAAAGAAAUCUGAUCCAGUUGUGUCUUACCGUGAGACAGUAAGUGAGGAAUCAAACCAGCUGUGUUUGUCAAAGUCUCCAAACAAGCACAACCGUCUGUACAUGAAAUCUCGUCCUUUCCCUGAUGGCUUGGCUGAAGAUAUUGAUAAAGGUGAUGUGUCGUCACGUCAGGAGCUCAAGACUCGGGCUCGUUACCUGACUGAGAAAUAUGAAUGGGAUGUUACAGAAGCUAGGAAGAUUUGGUGUUUUGGUCCUGAUGGAACUGGACCAAACAUACUCGCUGAUGUCACCAAGGGAGUCCAGUACUUGAAUGAAAUAAAGGACAGUGUAGUGGCAGGCUUCCAGUGGGCCACCAAGGAGGGUGCCUUGUGUGAAGAGAACAUGAGGGCAGUUCGUUUUGAUGUCCAUGAUGUGACCCUUCAUGCAGAUGCCAUACACAGAGGAGGUGGACAAAUCAUCCCAACUGCCCGUCGCUGCCUUUAUGCUUGUGUACUAACUGCUCAGCCUCGCCUCAUGGAGCCAAUCUACCUUGUGGAGAUCCAGUGCCCUGAGCAAGUCGUGGGAGGAAUCUAUGGAGUCUUGAACAGAAAACGGGGUCAUGUGUUUGAGGAGUCACAAGUUGCUGGCACACCAAUGUUUGUUGUUAAAGCUUACUUGCCUGUCAAUGAAUCAUUUGGUUUCACUGCUGAUCUGCGAUCAAACACUGGUGGCCAAGCCUUCCCUCAGUGUGUGUUUGACCACUGGCAGAUUCUUCCUGGAGAUCCAUUUGACACAACAACAAGGCCCUGCCAGGUUGUUGCUGAAACCCGUAAAAGAAAGGGUCUUAAAGAAGGUAUCCCGGCCUUGGAUAAUUUCCUGGACAAGCUGUGAUCCUCCUAUGGCAGCAUGAAAAUCAGCUGGAGAUAUGGACUUAAAAUGGCAAAAGUCAGCUUUCUCAGUAUGGCCCACCUUUAUUUUGCAACUUACAGGAGAUCUGUUCCUCAUUCUAAUGGCCAGAAUUUUCUUCUCCCAUCUUGGUGCCGUAACACUCAUAUUUAUUAGGAAAUCUGUUCUGGGUUUAUCACCCCUGUUCAUUUAAAAGAUUAGGUCUUUGAAUCAGAAAUGUGAAUAUAAUGGGGCUGUUCAGGGGUGUCUGACAAACAAGAUUGGGAAUCCUGUACUUUCACAGCAUGAAUAUCAGCAUUGUAUUAGUGCCAUUAAAUACUUAUAUUUCA